CCCAACGCUUCCAAGAAAAACCUCUUACCAAUAGGAAGCCUAGCCGUUUCAGCCUUCAGGAACCACCCCCCGUCCCCAAUCGAUCAGCGGCCUGAAGAACUCACCGGCGGCGAUAUGGGCGGCCCGGAAAAGGCGGGGAAUGAAGGGAAGAAGCAGCAGCCGGAAGCUCCCAAAGCGACGUCGUUUGAUCUGGACGAUUACAAGAUUAUCAAGGAAGGCGAAGCCGAGAUUCUUAUGCACGCCAAUAAUGUAGUCUUUUACAACAAAGCCCAGGUUAACAACAGAGAUAUGUCUAUUGCUGUUCUGAGAAAAUUUAUAGUAAGACGGAAGCAAGAGCAGGAAGCACUUGUGGCAAGAAAAACAAAGACAGCUUCAAAGGAUACAGAUAAUUCUGAUACUAAACUUGGUUCUCCAGUCCAUUUUGAUCAAGAUAAUGGAGCAUCAAACAAUGGGCAUGAUGAAGUCACAAAAGAGAUGUCUCAGGAUGAGCAGUGUAGCAUUUCAGAAGAACCAACAAAGAGUCUGGGGGGAAAAUGCAGAGAGCUGAAGCCACCACGGAUCCUUGAGGCACUAUCAGCUUCGGGUUUGAGGGCUUUACGAUAUGCACGUGAAAUUGAAGGGAUUGGUCAAGUUGUUGCCUUGGACAAUGAUCCGGCCUCUGUUGAAGCUUGUCAGAGAAACAUAAAGUUCAAUGGUUCUGUGGCCUGUGCAAAGGUUGAGUCUCACAUUGACGAUGCUCGAGUUUACAUGCUCACUCAUCCAAAAGAUUUUGAUGCGGUUGACCUUGAUCCAUAUGGUUCUCCCUCUGUGUUCCUUGAUGCUGCUGUUCAAUCAGUUGUUGAUGGAGGCAUAUUAAUGUGUACUGCAACUGAUAUGGCAGUGCUGUGUGGAGGAAAUGGGGAGGUCUGCUAUUCGAAGUAUGGCUCCUAUCCACUUAGAGGGAAAUACUGUCAUGAAAUGGCAUUGAGGAUACUUCUUGCCUCCAUUGAGAGCCAUGCAAAUCGACAUAAAAGAUAUAUUGUCCCCAUAUUGUCAAUUCAGAUGGACUUCUAUGUGCGGGUCUUUGUCCGUAUCUAUACUUCAGCAAGUGCUAUGAAAAACACUCCUUUAAAGCUGUCAUACGUGUAUCAGUGCAUCGGCUGUGAUUCUUUUCAUCUGCAGCCAAUUGGAAGAACUGUCUCAAAGGUAUUAUUAUUAAAGUUCAUUUAAUCUUCAUUACAUUUUUCCCACAUUCUUGCUACAAAAAUGGGACCAGGAUGUAAGGUAACAAUCCUUUAUGUUUGUUAUUGGUUUUUAUUUUCGUGGCUUCCCAGAUGUUUGACCCAAGAUUAUGUUCUAUUUUUCAUGAGUGAGGAUGAGGUGGAAGCUUAAGCAUUUAACCAUUACGUUUUAUGCAUUUUGAGAUUACAUAGUUGUUUUUUUGCCUUUCCCUAGAACAACAGUGUGAGAUUUCUUCCUGGGUUUGGUCCUACAGUACCACAAGAGUGCAGUGAUUGUGGUAAGAAGUUCAACAUGGGUGGACCUAU
This is a messenger RNA of Cuscuta campestris, 1526 nucleotides long. The record is from the annotation of a GenBank genome assembly. NCBI's taxonomy places the organism in Eukaryota, Viridiplantae, Streptophyta, Magnoliopsida, Solanales, Convolvulaceae.